CUUUGGUGUUUUUGCUCUCUCACUCAUCUCUCUCACCUGGUCAUGCGCAUUACUAAUUCAACUCAACAGUUACCAUAACUGCGUGUUUUGCCACAACAAAUUUUUUUGAGUGGGUCUCACAUAUCUGCAUAGUAAAUCCAUUUAUGAAAAAAAAAUUUAAAAAAUUGAGGCCAGCAUACAUGCCACAUUAAUUUUUAAUGGUGGGUCCUACAAAAUUUCCUCAUAAAAAAAAAUUUAAGAACAUUUUAAAGUUUUUUAAAGGUUUAAGGUUAUUAAGAGUUAAAAUUAGAAGUCUAGGGAUUAUUUUUGUUAUUUUUUGUUAUUUUUUGUUAUUUAACCAGUUAGAGUUAACAGGGUUAGCAAUAGAUCUAUUAACGGACCUAAUGGUUUCCACCCCAUCAAGACCUUAUUUGAGAAUCAUGACAACUUUAGGGCCUUAAUCGAGUGUCAUAAAAUUUUGGAACCUAACUGCAAAUUUGGUGUAAGUUGGCGACCUUAUCUGUUACUUUAGCCUUAUUUAUAUCCUUUUUCUUUUUCUUUAAUUCUUUAUUUAGUUAAAAAAUGAUUGUAACAACAAAUUGAUUUAUAUGGAGAUGAGAUUAUCAAGGGAAGGAGGAAUUUAUACCUUUAUUACGAUAAAUGGAUUAAUUAUAACGAAAAAAAGGUAUCAUAUGGCAAUUGAAAUUAUUGGCUUUGGGGCUUUGAUGUACUAGCAUUUUUUUGUAGGAAGUAAUAUAUACAAGAGAGACUCUGACUUUUUUUUUUUUAAUUUUUUUUAACAGUUAAUGUGUUUUUAGAGCAGUUUUUACAUAUUUCAAUACUAAUUCCUCGAUAAGUGAUUUCUUGUUUUCUAUAUGCACUUAUUUCAAACCAUAAAUAUGUUACACGCAAAUUUUAAAACCUUAAAUCUUUAUGUGAAUCAACCCUAAAUCACAAGUAACUAAAUUUUAAUUUUCCCUAUACCACUUCAUCUAAACACAUGUAACUCUAUUGUUAUGGGAGAAGGUUGUGACACGACAAUGUUAAAAAAUAAGUCAUAAAUAAUUAUCAUUCAUUGUUAAUAAUAAUAACUUGUAAGAGAUGUUGAGUUUGAAUAGCAUGAUAUGUAGGAUGGAUUUUAAAGUGAGGAAGCAUAUCAAUUAUUUUGUGAAAAAUGGUUUAAUUUUUAAUAUAAUUAAAAUAAUACCUAAAGUGAUUUUUUGAACACAAUCCUUGAAAUUCUUAUCCCCGUCAUGAAUGAUCGCCAAUAUAAUCUUGCUAACUUGAAUAUGAUCAGUAAAGUCUGGCUAUUAGACUAUAGUUAUACCGGUGGGGUUAUGAAUAUGUGUUAGCUGGUUCUAUCUAUGACACCUGUGUGCAAUACAAUUUGGGGUUAUUCAAUACAAUUUGGGGUUCUUAGGCAUUUGAGGGAGAGAUAGCUGAUCUCCUAAUUUUCUUCUUGUUUUGUGAACUAUUCGGAAUUACAAGAAGAAUAUUAAUUUCAGGAAAAAAGAGUUUGUUUGAAAAGAAGUUGUUUGAUUUAAUUCAUUCAAAGUAGAGUCCUUAUUUUAAUUUCACAGACUGGUGUUUUAACCCAUUGCAUUUCCCUUGAAAUACGGUACGCAAGUGAUUUUAUCAUUAGAACCGACAACAAUGAUGUGUUUAGUGGAAGAGAUGGCAAGUUAGUCAGGGUCUUCCACUAAUAAACAGGAUUCAUAUGUCCAACUGUUAGGAUUGUUCUUGAAGGGUCAGCUGAGAAAGCACGCAGCCUAAGGACAGUUGGCGGCGCCGUACUGAAAUAUACUAAUUAAGAGGUUAGUAACCAAAUUAUUAAUCAUGAUCAAGCUUAAGUUCAGUUUCUUCUACAAAUUUUCUCUAGCUCUCCACCACACAGCUCCACACUAGUUUUUGGUCUUGAAUCAAUAUCUUAAGUUGAG
Molecule: messenger RNA, 1916 nt
Organism: Rubroshorea leprosula
Lineage: Eukaryota; Viridiplantae; Streptophyta; Magnoliopsida; Malvales; Dipterocarpaceae
Source: the annotation of a GenBank genome assembly